GACAAUAAUUCAUAUCGUUAUAAUAAUCUCAAAAUUUCUUUCGAUAAGCAUGCUAAUGUCUAUUACUCUAAUGACAAAGCAAACUGCAAAUAUUUCAUCCCGACACGUUUUUGUUUCAACAAUACGUUAUUUCCAGAAGUAAAUUUGUGACUUCGAACGACAUAUAAAGAAAAUGGACAUAAUGAAACCCAUUCCUCGAUCGAAUGCUAUAGGAUGGCAAUUCAUCAAUAAUCAAUGUGGGAUAAGAUCAAGAACUGAUUCGUUGUUGCUGAAGUCAAAGCCAGUAAAAAGAAUAGCACAGAGGACGAGAAUCCUGAACAAAGAAUUGAAAAAAAUAGCUAAAAUCAAGAGUUACAGUCAGUAUGUCAGAAUAAAAACAAAAAUAUUAAGAGAAGUAUCAGAAGAUGAGCUCGUUGAAGAGCCUGUUCAAAAUACCAGUGUAAGUAGAAUACAAACAUCUCCAGAAUCAAUCUCUGCAUAUUGGUCAAGCGACGAAAAUUUGUCUCAAAAAUUUGAAGAAAACACCAACCCUGGACAGAAGACAGAUCAUAAACCUGUCCAUGAAGACACAAUUAGUACAGAAGGAAAAAAUCAUUGGAAGACAAAGAAAAAUUUGAGUACAAUAUUGAAAAACUCAGAUCGAACAAAUCUUGAUAAACCAGAAACAGUCAACAACAUUAAUGGAUAUAUUGAUAACAAUAACAGAUCCUCAUCCAGUAUGAUAAAUGAAUCAAGAAUUUCAGUUGGAAAUGUUCCUCUUGGCGAUUCUGGAAUUGAUGACAAUUCUCAAGGCAACUCUUCGACUAGUAAUCAGGAUAACGAUGAUGGUACAGAACUCAGUGAUGGCACUCAGGCAGGUGAAAGGUAUGGAGAACAUUUAAACAAUUCACCAAAUUUGUUCACACAAGCAAAUAACAUACAAAUUGCUAAGGUAACUAGCGAGAAAUCGUUUUCCAAUGAGAAUGCGGCAGGAAAGUUUUUGCAGUCUGAUACAGGCAAUGAAGCAAUUUACGAAUCUUCAGAUGAAGAGGAACGAGAGAAAGAAUUAUCACAGACUAGUAUAGACAACGAUAAAGUAGAGGAAUCAGUGCUAGAGGAGGAAACAAUUGAGAAAUCAGUGUUAGAGGAAGAAACAAUGAAGGAAUCAUCACAGAUUGCUGAAAACGAUUUGGAAAUCGAAAAAUCCCUAUUCAAAGAAGACACAAUUGAGAACGCAUCACAACUUAACGAGAAUAAUGAUAAUAUGGGGAGCACUUUGUUAGAAGAAAAAGUGGCAAACUCUCCACAGUUUCAUGAUGAUGAUGUUGAGGGCCCUUCGACAGAAGAAACAAUUGAGAAACAUUCAUUGUCCGAUACGUAUGGCGAUGAAAUUGAUGAGCCCUUGGCAGAAGAACAGAUUAUAGAAAGUUUAUCGCAGUCCGAUAAGAACAACGAUGAAAGUGAGAAAAUCUUGAUAGUGAAUGAGAGUGCUCAAAACGUUUCUCAAUUUCAUGAUGUGAACGACGAUCAAAAGGAUGAUUCACGGACCAACAAAGAUGGCAUUGAAACAUCAUUGUACUCGGAUACACACAAUGAUUCAUUUAAAAAAAAAACACAACCAACAAUAAUGUGUUCAGAGAUCGUUACAUCUAAAUACACAAUAAUACGGAAAGAGAGUGAGAAGGAAAUAGACAUAGGAAACCAAUCGCGGGAGCUAGAAAUUGUUGAGAACAACAAUGAACUGACACAAUUCGAUGAAUUAUCGUCCGAAGCUGAACGAGUUAGUAAACUGAAACGUAUAAAUCUACUUUGCAGUGGAACGGAGAGUGACUCGAGCGCAGAUGAUGAUGAAUUCAAGCAGACUCCUGUUCAACCUGCUAUUAAAUUGAGUUCUCAAAUAAUCAGUGACCUCUCAGAUUCCGAAAAUUCGGACUCUUUAGCACUGCACAUCUCGGAUAGUGAAGACGAAAAAACCCUUCCAACAACUCAUAAUGAUGAACAAAAAAUUGAACCUUUGCAGAGCGGAAAACUCGCAAAUAAAUCAAUCAAAGAUCAAAUCAAAGAACAAGCUAUCAUCGAUUCAUCACCACGCAUUGAGGAAAAAACUGUGAAUAAUGAAGACACAGAAAAAGUUGAUGCAAAUGAUGAGGAAAAAAAUGGAAGUCCAGAGAAUCAUCAGGCUGAAAUUAAUGAAAAAAGAAAGGACAAUAGAUUGAAGAGAAAAAAACGAAGAAAUGAGGCAGAGACUCUGUAUGAGACAGAGUCUCUACAAUAUGUUUUGAACAACCUUUCCAGAAGAAACUUCAAUAAUGAGGAUAGUGUCGAGGAACGUUUACAAAACACAGAAGAAAAUCUGCCAAGACCAAUUGAGCUACACGAUUUCGUGGCAAGAGAAGAAUUAAUUCCUUCACACACAUCGUCCACUAUUACUCUCAAAGAUAUUACAAAGAUCGGUAAAGAGCGAAAUGGUGAUGAAGAAAUUUGGUUGAUGGAAAUUCCCAAAUCGAUCGUAACAGAUCCUGGUCUCUGCGGACAAAGUAUAGUUAUUGAGAAAGACGGAAUAAGGAUUGGAGGAACCAACUAUCAUGCUACACGCAAACAUAUCAAAGCAGUUUCCUGUAUUCUGCGUAAGAAUGACAGCAAGAAAACACGAUACAAGGCUGUCAACAUCAGACCUGUUUACUCAAUCAAUGUUCGUCACGAACGAACGGCGAAUGAAAACAUUCUACCGUUAAAAGCAUCUCCUCUAUCAAAAUCGGUGCCCUUCCCAAAAAAUGUAAAAUCACGUAAUCCGUUGUUAGUGGAAAAUAAAACCAGGCUCUCGUCUUCCGAGAAUACUAAUUCAAUCGCCGGUAACGAUAAAGAGAAGAGGCUAAAAGUGAAAAAGCGGAAAAACAGUUUAUGGAACAUGGACAACUUUAUUUCAAAGUCAAAACGAACAAAAGUCGAUCUUCUCUUAGCGAAUGGGUCGAAAAAUGGAGAUUUCUUCAACGAGUGAGGCUGCUUGAUGAUUCAUGCGAUUCUUGAGUUACGAACAUCCAAAGGCACUCAGCUGUAUCCCGUCUCGCGACAUCGAGAUACGUGUGAACGGAGAGUCCACAUUCGUUGCCGAAGAGAGUUAGCCACCACAC
Molecule: messenger RNA, 3110 nt
Organism: Venturia canescens
Lineage: Eukaryota; Metazoa; Arthropoda; Insecta; Hymenoptera; Ichneumonidae
Exons: 5
Coding region: 173-2977 (934 amino acids)
Source: RefSeq, a predicted model, not a curated record